GGCGUGUCCAUGACGUAACAGACGGGGGGGUCAGCUGACCGUGGAGUCAAGAUGGCGUCUGUGGCUGAGAUGUACGAUGUGACUUGGGAGGAUAUGCGCGACAAGCUGAGGAAAUGGCGAGAUGAGAACUACCGCAACAGUGAACAGAUAGUGGAAGUUGGAGAAGAGCUAAUAAGUGACUAUGCAUCAAAACUUGGAGAUGACAUUUGGAUAAUUUACGAACAAGUGAUGAUUGCUGCCCUUGACUGCAGCCGUGAUGACUUGGCAGUGCUGUGUCUGCACGAACUACGUAAACAAUUUCCAGGCAGCCACCGAGUGAAGCGAUUGACUGGGAUGCGAUUUGAAUCCCUCGAAAGGUAUGAAGAUGCCAACAGGAUGUAUGAUGCAAUUUUGCAGGAAGAUGCAACAAACACAGCAGCACGGAAGCGCAAGAUUGCCAUUCUUAAAGCCCUCGGGAAAACCACUGAAGCCAUCAGAGAACUGAAUGAGUAUCUGGAACAGUUUGUUGGAGACCAAGAGGCUUGGCACGAACUAGCAGAGCUUUACAUCAACGAGCAUGAUUAUGGAAAAGCAGCAUUUUGCUUAGAGGAACUUAUGAUGACUAACCCUCAUAAUCAUUUGUACUGUCAACACUAUGCAGAGGUGAAAUAUACCCAAGGUGGACUGGAAAACCUGGAAAUCUCUCGGAAGUAUUUUUCUCAGUCCCUGAAACUAAACAACAGAAACAUGCGUUCUUUGUUUGGGCUUUACAUGUCUGCAAGUCAUAUUGCGUCUAACCCUAAAGCUAAUGCUAAAAUGAAAAAGGACAACAUAAAGUAUGCAUCUUGGGCAGCUACACAGAUCAACAAAGCUUAUCAGCUUGCAGGUCGCAGCAGAAAGGAGACCAAGUACUCGCUAAAGGUUGUGGAAGAUAUGCUGGAAGCGUUGCAGAUCACACAGUCGUGAAGCCAUUGUGUUUGUGUGGAUCUGUCGCAUUCGACCCUGCAACUUCGCGCUCUCUUGGGAUCUGGCUUCAGCACACCUCCUCUGUCCUCUUCAAUGCUGGCACAGCUGCAAACUUUAUUUUGUGAACUUAAUACAGAGAUUGACUACCAAUGUGACUGCUACUUCACAUCAGGGGCAAUUAACCAAUGUUUAAUUAGAGACCGGUUGAUAGCUUGUAAUGUUGGAGUUAUUAAAUAUUUAUAAUUCUAUGGAAAAGCAUAUUCACCAAUAAAGUAAGUGUUUUACCAA
Molecule: messenger RNA, 1233 nt
Organism: Hemiscyllium ocellatum (epaulette shark)
Lineage: Eukaryota; Metazoa; Chordata; Chondrichthyes; Orectolobiformes; Hemiscylliidae
Gene: emc2
Product: ER membrane protein complex subunit 2
Exons: 11
Coding region: 52-945 (297 amino acids)
Biological process (GO): protein folding in endoplasmic reticulum
Cellular component (GO): EMC complex
Molecular function (GO): protein binding
Source: RefSeq, a predicted model, not a curated record